AGGAUGUUUUGACUGACCCACACUAGUGAGUAUCUUUUUGUCCUGCUAUAUGAUUUAAUAUCAUCGAAACGUUAGUAAGUUUUUAUGUUUUAUUCACCCCAUAAACUAUACCAGUCUCCACUACAUUAAGAUGAAGCACUGCACCUGUUCUUUUCAACUUUUGAACAAAAGAAUGCGAAAAAGGACGUCUUACAACAAUAUUUCGACUUUAAUUCAAGGCAACAACUAUUAUCCUUCAGUAUCUCUUGUUGUUAUAUUAAUGAAAUAAAAUAAGGCUUAGGAGAAGUAACUGAUCUGUUUGUGUUAGAAUACAAAUGCAUUUAUAUUUUUUGCUCAAUAAAUAGAAUUGAUAUUUUCACUGAUUUAUAUCAUUGUGACAACAAUCAGUCACAUUUAAUCCAGUCUUGUAGGCGGGUUUAUCAUSCUCACGCUAUGUCAUUUGWUUGUUUCUGUUUUCAGCUGAUCAUCGCUGGAGCGCUAGGAAUUGCAGCAUGGCCUAAGCAAAAUCGUGGAUUGAUGGUCGGUUUCCUUGUGAUGUGCAUCAUUGCAUGCAUACUUGCUUCAAUCCAGGCCAUUGUAUCUGGAAUUGCUUAUGCUCUUUGGUUCGCAUUUACCAGUGAUGCCAAAUGCCGUGCCAGUGGAAGUGGCUGUGUUGGUGGUCUUCUUGCUUUUAUCAUUUUAAGUGUAUUAGGUGCAUUGUUUACUUUGGCUGGUUCAAUCAUUGGUUGUGUGGUCUCAUGUGGCUCUACCCAGGAAACCAGGCUUUAGCUUACGACACAAAAACCUUGCGUGCAAUUAAACAAGUACUUUUUCUGUUCCCCAAGAUAUCAGCUUUUCCAUGUCUUUCACUGUGAAUUUUACGUCUUCUCGUUUUUCGUAUGUUUUGCCGGUGUGUCGGCCAUUUUGAAAAACAAAUCUUCCGCUGCCCUCCCCACUAGAAUUUUGUAAACAUCGCAUGUCUUAAAAUCGUACCAGCUUUUUAUUGUCGUACACAACAAUUGUAAGCAAGUAGUAGGGUCUAUUUACACGAUACGAUUCGUGUUGUAAAAGGAUGUCGUAGGCAGGUUGCAUGCGAURGUUGUWAGGAAAAGUCAGUUGUGCUACUCCUACGAAACCGCCUCAAUUUCGAAACGCUUUCAGUAAAUUUAAAAAUGGUUACUCAGUAACAACAAACGAACUCAGACGUCUCAAUGUCUAGGUAUAUUGUAUAUGGUAAAGCAUGCAUUUUGGAUAAAUAAAUAGCACAAGCAGAAAGGCA
Exaiptasia diaphana is the source of this 1258-nucleotide messenger RNA. RefSeq lists its product as uncharacterized. NCBI's taxonomy places the organism in Eukaryota, Metazoa, Cnidaria, Anthozoa, Actiniaria, Aiptasiidae. The record is from RefSeq and is a predicted model, not a curated record.